Molecule: messenger RNA, 7959 nt
Organism: Thamnophis elegans (Western terrestrial garter snake)
Lineage: Eukaryota; Metazoa; Chordata; Lepidosauria; Squamata; Natricidae
Gene: SFPQ
Product: splicing factor proline and glutamine rich
Exons: 12
Coding region: 127-2133 (668 amino acids)
Biological process (GO): regulation of DNA-templated transcription
Cellular component (GO): nucleus
Molecular function (GO): RNA binding
Source: RefSeq, a predicted model, not a curated record
AAAGGCGGCCGCGAGGCUGUUUUUUUCAAUCUCUGGGUCUGGCGCCAUCUUGUCUUUGGUCGGAUUCUGAGGAGAAACAGCGUCGUGUCGCCGUCAGGCCCCACCUCAACCGCCACCAUAUUUGCCAUGUCGAGAGAUCGUUUUCGGAGCCGCGGCGGCGGCUUCCACCGGCGCGGCGGCGGCGGAGGCCGCGGCGGCCUCCCGGGCAACCAUGACUUCCGUUCGCCGCCGCCAGCCAUGGGGAGCGGCAUGGGGCAAUCGCGCGGCGGCCACCACCAUAUCGGCGGCAGCGGCCCUGCGAAGCCGGAGCCUCCUAAGCCGCCGAGCUCGACCUCCACCCCACCUUCCUCCGCGGCCUCUGUUUCCUCCAGCCCGGCAGCCUCGUCGCCUUCCUUGGGGCCGAACCAGAACCAGAUCGGCGCGCCGCCCGCCACCUCAUCCUCCGCCUCUUCCAUCGCCACACCGAGUUCGGUCUCCGCGCCCGCCGCUCCCUCAGGGCUCCAGAGCGGCGGCCGAGGCGGGGAAACGCAACCGCCGCAGCAGCAGCAGAGUAACGCGCCGCCGAACCAAAGCUCUGGGCAGGGCGGCUCCAAGAAAGGACCCGGCCCGUCUCCCGGAGGAGGGGGAGGACCCAUCGGUGGCCUGAAAGGAGGCCCCGGAGGGCCCCAGCCAGGAGGCGGCCCCAAGAGUGGCGGCGGGCCUGGGCAGCAACACCGCGGCGGCGAAAGGCGCGGAGGGCAGAGCCAGCACCAGCACCCGUCUCAGCACCAGCACCCGCCUCCGUCGCAGCAGCAGGGCGCCGGGGACGAGAAGAUUUCCGACACUGAGGGUUUUAAAGCAAAUCUGUCCCUUUUGAGACGCCCUGGAGAGAAAAAAUAUACUCAGCGCUGCCGGCUGUUUGUUGGGAAUUUGCCUGCUGAUAUCACCGAAGAUGAGUUUAAGAGAUUAUUCGCCAAAUAUGGUGAACCAGGGGAAGUCUUUAUUAACAAGGGAAAAGGUUUUGGCUUUAUUAAACUGGAAUCUAGAGCUUUGGCUGAAAUUGCAAAGGCAGAACUUGAUGAUAUUCCUAUGAGAGGAAGGCAGCUUCGUGUGCGUUUUGCCACCCAUGCUGCUGCUCUUUCUGUGCGUAAUCUCUCCCCAUAUGUGUCAAAUGAAUUGUUGGAAGAUGCUUUCUCUCAGUUUGGUCCAAUUGAAAGAGCUAUUGUGAUAGUAGAUGAUCGUGGCAGAUCCUCAGGAAAGGGCAUUGUGGAAUUUGCAUCUAAGCCUGCAGCGCGAAAGGCAUUUGAACGUUGUACUGAAGGUGUCUUUCUUCUGACAACCACUCCUAGGCCAGUUAUUGUAGAGCCCCUUGAACAGUUGGAUGAUGAAGAUGGUCUUCCAGAAAAGCUGGCUCAGAAAAAUCCAAUGUAUCAAAAGAUUUUUAGGGAGAGAGAAACUCCACCACGAUUUGCGCAACCUGGAAGUUUUGAGUAUGAAUAUUCUCAACGGUGGAAAUCCUUGGAUGAAAUGGAGAAACAGCAGAGAGAUCAAGUAGAGAAAAAUAUGAAAGAUGCCAAGGACAAACUGGAAAGCGAGAUGGAGGAUGCUUAUCAUGAGCAUCAGGCAAACCUUUUACGCCAAGAUCUCAUGAGACGUCAAGAGGAACUGAGACGCAUGGAAGAACUUCACAAUCAAGAGAUGCAGAAACGAAAAGAAAUUCAAUUGAGGCAAGAAGAAGAGCGACGUAGGCGGGAAGAAGAGAUGAUGAUCCGUCAACGCGAGAUGGAAGAACAAAUGAGAAGACAGAGAGAAGAAAGCUACACUCGAAUGGGUUAUAUGGAUCCUAGAGAAAGAGACAUGAGAAUGGGCGGUACCAGUGCAAUGAACAUGGGAGAUCCCUAUGGUACAACUGCUCAGAAAUUCCCACCAUUAGCAGGUGGCACUGGCCUUGGUUAUGAGACCAAUCCCGGAGUUGGACAAACAUCUAUGAGUGGCACUAUGAUGGGAAGCGAUAUGCGCCCUGAGCGAUUUGGACAGGGAGGUGCGGGGCCUGUAGGUGGCCAGGGCCCUAGAGGAAUGGGGCCUGGAACUCCUGCAGCUUAUGGGAGAGGGAGAGAAGAAUAUGAAGGCCCAAACAAAAAACCCCGAUUUUAGAUGUGACUUGUAGAUUUUUCAUUCCAGUUUGUUUUAUUUGUCUUGUUUAGACACUACUUUUUUUUUUUGAUUCUUGCAUUUUAGUAAGAAAGCUACGUUUUUAUGGAUGUUAGAAACUUAAAAUGACUUAGAAUUUGUAAGUGGUCUGGGCAAAAACAAGUCUAAUUAUGUAAUGCAGUGUUCAAAACUUAGCUUUUUUGAUGUAUAACGUCCCUACCUUGAUGGCAAUGUACCGUGUGCCAUAUGAAAUCCCAAGUGUAAACUUUUUUUACUGUGCUUAAAAUAAAUAGUCUAUACGUAGCAAGAUUCUUUUAUCAUACAUUUCUGAGCAUAGAGGGCAAACACUUUCAAAAGGCAAUGCAUUUCUUGAAAUCUGGAGUGUUGCACAAUAUAUGUGGCUGGGAUGAUUCCAGGCCAUCAAGUCUAAAAUACCUGUGCAAUUUUAAAAUCUACUUGAACUUCAAUAUUUAAUAUCACAAUGAAGUCUUACCCUUAGAAAAAGCUGACAAUUCUGCAAAACUUUGACUAUAAUUAUUCAAGACUACAUAUUUGAAAUUUUAACUUCCUUACAAUGAGGGCGCAAACUGGGUUUUGGUGAAAUAGAUCUUUAAUUUAAUAAAUGAUGUAGUUCAGUUUUGAACAAGGAGGUGGGAAGGGAAGGAAAUGGGUAAGGGCACAUAAUCCAAUAGUACUGGCUGUUGUCUCCAAAGGGCGCUUCCAUGCCAGCUGUUAUAAAUCAUAGCAUGACUUUAUGUUAUUUAGCAUCUCAUUCUUUUAAUAAGACUCAAAAUAUGAGAUCUAGUUGAUCUAUUUCACUUCUAAUUCUUUUUCCUAGUUAAGCCUUUUAAGUGCCCACUGGACAUUUCCUUAACAGAAUCCUUGAUGAUUGAAUAUAUCUAUUGAAAUUGCAAUCCAAAUAUUGAAAGGAAUCAUUUUUUCCCUUGAUUUUCACCAGCAUAAUCUUGAUCCAAAAGGUUUGAGCAUUGGGGGACAAAACUUCACUUAAAUGCAGAAAUGAAAUAUCCUUUGAAGUUUCAGGAUUAAAAUAGUAAAUCUGUUAGAUUAAAGCCUGACAUACAGAAAUCUAAGCAUCAUUAAAAAUUGAAAGGUCUUUUUUCUUGGACAACAUAGUAUCAACUUGUGCUGUUGACUUGGUAGGGUUGAAUCAUUUUAUAUUUAUUAAAAUGCUGUAAGACGUUAAGCUGUCUUGGACUCUAUACCCCUCGUACCUAAAAUAUUGGGUGGACAGUUUCCUGGUAUGGAAAAGGUACAAUGGCUUGAUAAAAUGAAGAUGAACCAGAUCAGAGAACGUUCUGUGAUUAAGUUGGGUUUUUUUAUUCAAUAACUUGGGGUGCUUUAAAUCUUUUUAAAUAAGGGUGGGGAAUUUUUUCUGCCCUCAUGGGAAGCCAUUUUAUAUCUCUUUCAAACAGUUACUCUGGGUAAUGUUGCAUUUACUCUACCUUUUCCCCCCAGAAGAUUGUUGAGAGGGGGGCAUAAAACCUUUGGCAAGUCAGUACUGAUUACUUGCAGGCAACCUGUUUUGGCUGGUUUUUUUCCUUUCAACUGUUGACACUUUCUCUGUGCUACUACCUCCAGUAGCUUGGGAUAACCAGAAUGCCAUAUGUGAUCCCCCAUCCCUACUUUAAAUGUCCUAAAGCUGAGGAAGAAUCAGUUACCUGUAAGCCGCUUAUAACUGCAGCGUAUGAAACUUCACUGCCAUCAGUUAUUACGUAUUUUCAUUCUGCAAAAUGGAUUGACUCAAAAGCUUGUGCUGUGCAAGCUUUUUGAAAACCCAAGAAAUGAUAAACAGCUGACAUUCAAGGUUGCUGGACUGCCUCUCAUUUAGUGUUGUGGUUGAAUUGAGCUAUAUUCUCAGAAGCUUCAAGAAGUUACCAUCCAAGGGGAAAGAACACCCGCAGUUCUCUUGCAUUGACUUCAGAUGUAGAGAAACCCUUGGGAUACAAAUGUGGACGUUAACUGUAUCCUGGGCUGCGUACAGCUCAGUUCUUCUUUUCUCAAGGAGGUGUUCAUGGACACCCACUGUAGGAAACACCAAGACUGACAGUGGUGGGGAAAUGGAAUGGAAACUAAUUUUCAGUUUAUUUUUCAGAUUACAUGCCAUUUUUCCUUAGGAUGCUGGCACAUAUCCUAAACCAUGUUCUUUUGUAGUACUGUAAUCUUGGAAGAGUGAAGGAAGCUGAUGGUCCCAUUUCCUUCCUAAGGUUCAUCUCUUGUUUACAUUUUGUCUAAGCUAGGCUGAUAUUAAAAUGGGAAGGAAAUGUUGAGGGGCCGAUGUAGAUUUUUAACACUUUAUUGGACUACUGUUGCCAAACGUCCUUAUAUAAAAUACGCACAGUAGUCUUGACGUCAAAGGAUAACAAACAGGCUGAUCCCUCAGUAGCAAACCAAUUGUUGGGGAGUUUUCAUUGAAUUGAAUGUUUCAUCUUUUUAGCUUUUCCUAAAUGGAUUUAAAUAUUUAGACUUAAGUGAUGAUGCCUUUUGAGCAGAAACAUAACUAUUCUACUUCUGCAUGCCAUUAAGCUUUUAGGUCAUGCAUAAGUUACCCCAAUUCAAGGGUCUACCCAUGUUUAACAAUCAUAGCAUGCUAUAACCACAUCCUUAUUAGUUGUAAUAAAUGAAUUUCUGUUUCUGUGCGUAUUUUGUGGUAUAUUUGUUUUUAAAAAGUUCUUGGCAUCUCCUUGGCAACCACUUGUGGCAGCAUGCUUUUCUCUGGAGUUUGAGACUGCAAUAUGACACUGAUUAAAAGUAGUGGCCUGCUAUGUAACUGCACUUAGACAGCAUUUCCGCAGUGCAUAACUGUGAGGAACGUAGUACCACAAGUGGCAAUGGACAUUAGCACCUGGAUGUAGUAUUCCUGCUUACUCCAAGAUUCUCAUUGUCGCCUGCAUACAGGUAGGUAAAAAGAACUAUAAUCUAACUUGGUGACUUUCUGUGUAAUCUUGCUAUGGGGGUAUUCUGGCAUCACACUACUGACAGUGGGAUUUCAGUGCAGCACUUCUCAUACUGUAUGGUGCUUAGUUUUGAGGCCUAACUUGGCAAUCAGCAUUAGGCAAGCUGACUAAUGAUGCUGACACUUGUGCCUCAGACCCGUGAUUUCUUCGUGCAUAUGACUUGUUUCUUUCUUCACUGUGACAAAGACAUUUUUAGAGAGUUUGAUGGGAGGGGAAAGUGAGUUCAAUCUAUGCAUAAUUUUACUGCUCAUGGUCUCCUUCAUUGUGUAUAAGAAUGAUUGCUUUUAGUUCAUACUAGCUAUAUAUGAAAAGUUGUAUGAAAACUCUUCAUUUAUCAGGCAGAUAAAUGCAUUGAUAUUUUUCCCUUUUUAAUAGUAGUGACUGUUAAGUUUGAGGUAGUAUUGAAGUAGUAUUUUGUAACUAUAGUGUCAAGUUAAUAUAAUAUGGGUGGCCGGCUGUGGGAGGAUGACUGUAAUAACGUAAAAAAAUAAUAAUUGAGAGCUCCCCUUACUCUAAUCCAUGCAUCUUACCAAAAAGUAUAGGUUACUUUGCUUACUACUUGAUGGGAAAAAAAUAGGGUUUUAUAUCUAAUGUAGUGGAUGAAUAAAAAAUAGGAUUUUAUAUAUCUAAUGUAAGUUGCUCUCCAGAACUAUUGGCUUUGUUGUGCUAGCUAGGUCUAUCUUAUGUGUCUUGAAAGCAAUUCAUAACAUUUGGCUCUUGAUCAAUUCAUUAGAUACAGCAAUGCUCAACUUAAAACUGAAGUGCAGUUCUGUCAAAUUUCAUGUUUCAAUAUGCUUGAAGAAAAAAAGACUGCUUCGUGAACAGGAUUCAGCAGUGAAUCUUUUAACAGCCAAGUAAUGGAUUGGAGUUCCUAGUCUUUUGUACCUGGGUGGUUUGCAAGAGAAGAGUGUUUUUUUAAAGUCCCUUGUCAGUAUGAACAGUAGACAUACUGAGAGAAGGUGUACUUUAAAUCCUAUGAACAGCAUGUUCACUGUGGGACUCGUUAUAUUCUAAGUUGGAUAUUCCAAGUAGUGGUAUAACGAACUCAGUAAAUAAGUAUGUUUGCUGUAUAAUUGGGCUGCAGAUAUAUUCAACCAUAGUAACUAUUCAGUUUCAACCAAUAUGCCAAUGGCUUAAUUGAAGUGUGGGGAUUAUCUCUUGACAUAAGUGAAUUUUUAGUAAACAGGUGAAUUGGACUCCAGUUUCUUAUGUAUAUGAUUAACUGCAGUUGUAAAGAAAAAUACAUUAAGUCUUUAAGGGCAGUAACUGAUCAAAACAUAUGUUAAGUAUGUAAGUGGCAUGAGAAAUAACAAAAAGUGCGUGCAUUGUAUUCCAUGUUAAGCUUUUUUGUUCUGGUCUUUGAUUUCCCCUUUGCAAAACUGACUUCAGAGCUCAGAAGUGUGAUGCCAGAAUACAUUAUGCGUACUCUGCUAGGUUCUCAGUUCCGGUUACUAGUGCUGUGUGAGGGCAGAAACACUUUCCUAACAUUAUUGGGGGAGGGGAGGCUUUGUUACAGUAUGGAAAAGCUUCUAUUGGCUGAAGCUCUGCCCCCAAGACUAGGAAACACCUAAGCAGCCAGGGGGCUGAAACUGCAAGUAACUUCAAGCGGCUGAUCAGGAAGGCCUGUGAUAACUUCUAAAAUUGGAGCCCAACGUGAAGAGAUUGUGCUUUUUUAGGUUUGUUUGGACCAUUGGUUGUUUUCCACCAUCACAGCUAGCAAGGUUGGAAUCAACAGGUCAGUUGCAGAUCUGUCUUUAUGCUACUUGCUGGGCUUAAGCAAAUGCUGCAAGAGAGGGGGGCCUGGGGGAGGGGGAGGAGAAGAGGGAGGCAUCUCCCAUUUUGUUUGUUCCAUUAGCAACUGUUUGUGGAAGCCCAAUGGUGGUGUAUUACCAAUCCUCCCCCCUCAGAAAACUUUGACAUUGAAUAUUGGCACAAUGAAAUGUGGGAAGGGAUGGCUGCAGACAAAUAGCUAGAGAGAAGAAAUAUUAUUUGUAUUCCUAAUAUAACCUUUUGUUUUGCAAAAGUAAUAAAUCAAGAUGUGGUUUUGAAACUGGCACAUUGGCUGGCUUGGCAGUGUUACAAGGGCCAUUAAGAAUUAGUUGCAGGUGGAAAGGUUGACCUUUCACUUUAUGCCCUUAAUAAGAACAUUUGAAAAUGGCUAGGGACAGCCACAGGGCGGGAAAUCUGUAGUCUACAAGCAAAUUCUUCUCUGUCUUGUAAAGAUUCAGAAAGCUUUGGCUUGUCCUUCAAUUACCGGAAAAGAUUAUUUGCUUUAUGGGGUGGUAAGGGGGUGCAUGGCAGCAAUUCAGAGAUGCAGUUAAAUAGCUGAAUGCAAUGGCUUUGCACUUGCACCUAAGGGGCAGUGUACCUCUGGCUGCAACUGUCCUUCUAAUUAGGCAGCAUCUGUUCCAAGGGGCAGUUCAGGGUUAAGUCUUAAGAGUAGUUGCAAUUGCUCACUAUCCUAUGUUUCAGUCUUUGGAAUAAAAUAUUCAUUUCCUUCUUGUGCCCCUUGCUACCCAAUUACUAUUAGUAGCUUUUGUAAAAUUCCCCUCAAUUUUACAAGUUCACAAGUUGCACUUAAUAUUUAAACUUAAUUUUGUUUUCAGAAAUAUUUCAGUCUAUUUUCCCCUACUAACUUUAAUUCUUAUCCUUUAGGUGAAGAUAAUAUCAGCUGGAUGAAAUUAGAACACUCCCAUAUAAGUUGACCAAUAACCAGUAUAUGCCCACACAACUGAAUGUUGUAGAAAGGAGAAGUCUGCAAUACGUAGGAGAAGGAUACAUUUGAUUGAAAAAAGGAGUCCAAGAAUACAGCAGCACUUUCUUGAAAUCUUCAAUAAACUAUUCAGAAACACAA